GUUUUCAAAUUAAACUAAUAUAUAUAUAUAUAUAUAUAAGAAUAAGAAUACAAGAUAGGGUAGCAAUAGCAUUAAAUUAGAACUUGCAAUAUCCUGGUUCUUGGUUUAUAACUUUCAAAAAAGGGUUCACAAAGAAAAGAAGGAAAAAGGAAGAAGAUGCCUUGCCUUUACAUCUCCACCAAUGUUAACUUAGAUGGAAUUAACUUGGAUCCAAUCUUUUCUGAAGCAACAUCUGCUAUUUCCACAAUCAUAGGAAAACCUGAAAAGUUUGUGAUGGUAAUAUUGAAGGGGUCAGUGGCAAUAACAUUUGAGGGAAACAAAGAACCAGCUGCAUAUGCUGAAAUUGUUUCAAUGGGAGGCAUAAACAAAGAAGUGAAGAAGAAGCUUAUUGCUACCAUUGGCACCAUUUUGCAAUCAAAGUUAUCCAUACCAAGAACAAGGUUUUUCCUCAAAGUCUUUGACACAACAGCAUUUAGGAGUAACUCCAAAAUGUGAUUAUGUUGUCUUAAUUAAUAUUAUUAAUAAUGACACUCUUUUAUUAUAUGUUAUUUCCAAAUUAUUCUCAUUAAAUUUUUUUAUCGUCAAUAACAAAAAUAGAGACUAAUUUGGAAAAAUCACAUAAUAUAAUAUAAGUGAUAAUAUAUAUUAAAUUUGAGAUUAGCAACAUAACAAGCUAGUAAGCCUCAAGAUUGUUUAUCCCUGAUCUUUCAUUAUUAUUAUUAAUCAAUUUUAAGUUUUAAUGGGUGUACUA
This is a messenger RNA of Arachis ipaensis, 751 nucleotides long. RefSeq lists its product as uncharacterized. The record is from RefSeq and is a predicted model, not a curated record. NCBI's taxonomy places the organism in Eukaryota, Viridiplantae, Streptophyta, Magnoliopsida, Fabales, Fabaceae. Gene Ontology annotation, molecular function: phenylpyruvate tautomerase activity.